Molecule: messenger RNA, 3413 nt
Organism: Austrofundulus limnaeus
Lineage: Eukaryota; Metazoa; Chordata; Actinopteri; Cyprinodontiformes; Rivulidae
Gene: mecp2
Product: methyl CpG binding protein 2
Exons: 7
Coding region: 115-3210 (1031 amino acids)
Biological process (GO): negative regulation of transcription by RNA polymerase II
Cellular component (GO): heterochromatin; nucleus
Molecular function (GO): methyl-CpG binding; double-stranded methylated DNA binding; chromatin binding
Source: RefSeq, a predicted model, not a curated record
CAUGAUGUGAGGUCUCGCGGUAUUUGAGUUGUGACGGAGGGGCGGUGUGCAGCAGAGAGUUUUUUUUGUUUUGUUUUUUCUUUUUUUAAUAUUAAAUUAUUUAUUUAAAUAAAAAUGGCCGCCGUGGGGAGUGGAGCGGACAGACUAGACGAGGGCCAAGAAGGUGACGAGGGACAAGUUGACCCCCAGCCCCCCUCUCACAGUAAAGGCAAGAAGACUCGCAAAGAGCGUCGCCAAGUGGAGCGGGUGCUGGAGAUGACAGCCACUCCUUCAACAGCCUCGAGGGCGGAGCCACAGAGCCAGGUGUUUGAACCGGUGCCAGGCCCGUCAGACACAGGGUCGGGACCAGGAUCAGAGUCUGCUCCUGGGAGUGAGUCUGCAGAAUCUCCCAGGCAGCGGCGCUCCAUCAUUCGGGACCGGGGGCCGAUGUACGAGGACCCCUCACUACCUGAAGGCUGGACCCGCAAACUGAAGCAGAGGAAGUCUGGACGCUCCGCUGGAAAGUUCGAUGUCUAUCUGAUCAACUCGGACGGAAAAGCCUUUCGUUCAAAGGUGGAACUUAUAGCUUACUUUGAGAAGAUUGGCAACACAACCACUGACCCCAAUGACUUUGAUUUUACUGUAACUGGACGAGGAAGUCCUUCCCGUCGUGAGAAGCGCCCCCCCAAGAAACCAAAGGUGGUGAAACCAUCUGGACGAGGUCGUGGACGUCCUAAAGGCAGUGGAAAGAUGCGACAAGCUACUGAGGGCGUAGCCAUGAAACAAGUUGUUGAGAAGACUCCAGGAAAGCUGCUGGUUAAGAUGCCUUUUGGCAAGGCAGAGUCCUCCUCUGGCACGGCAUCAAAGGUGGGGUCUCCAACCACUACUCCACCUGCUAAGUCCCGUCCAGGCAGAAAGAGGAAGUCAGAACAGGAACUUCCACCUCCUCCUCAAACUGCUCCCAAGAAACGUGGAAGAAAACCAGCAUCGGCCUCGGCAGUACCAUCAGUCGCUACGAUAUCCACCUGUUCUGCAUCAGCAUCUGGUAGCUCGACAGCUGGAAGCUACAGUGCAGCCGCCAUCUUGGCUGCUGAAGCUAAACGAAAAGCCACCAAAGAGUCUUCCUCCAAACCUGUUGUUCAGGAAACAGCCCUGCCAAUCAAAAAACGCAAAACAAGAGAGACCGUGGAAGAGCUGGAGAGUGUUCCGACUCAGUCAGUCACAAGUGCAGAGACUGGAGAGAGGACUACUGCAGAGGAACAGGGAAGGACUGCAGAGGGGGCUCAAACUUCAGACCCUCAGCCUACACCCCCUGAGCAGAGCCAGCCCCAGAAGAAAGCCUCASCUUUAGAUGACAGUCAAUCACAUGGACACAAAACACACAAAGGUCGAAAGCACAAGGAAAAAAACGGAUCAGGUGAAGGAGGAAGCAGAGGACAGGAACUGGAUGAAGAUGAAGGUGGAGGUGGAAGGAGUAGCAGCAGCAUCAGUAGCAUCAGCCCAACAAAAAGUCACAAAAGGAAAGAAAGACCACCUCAUAAACACCACCACCACCACCAUCAUCACCACCAAAAGUCAGCUGUGUCAACAUUAGAACAGCAACCAUCACCUCAUCCUCCAAGACCUGGUCUCUCAGCCCCUUCCAGCCCAUUCAGACCUGAAGCCAAACCCCAGACUGUGCCACAGCCCAGACCCAAACAACAAGCUCCCCCCAAACCUCAGCCCCUCCCAGAACCUAAGAGUCCUGUCCCUCAACCCCACCACCAACCGCAGUCCUUUCCUCAGACCAAGGUGUCCCUUUCAUCCCAUCUCCAGCCCCAGCAGCCUGUACUGCAGACCCCCCCUCCCCAAAACAUCCCACCCCAACCACGGCCCCAAGAAACCCCAACCCACAGUCAGUCUAAAGGUCCACAUGGAACGCACCUUCAGGCUCUGCAUGCUUCCCCUUACACUGCACCUGUCCUGCACGGUCCUCCAGCCCAGACAAGGGAUCCCCAAUCAAAACCCCAGUCCACUACUGGACCCCAGCAUCCCCAGUCCAGCACCUCACCUCAGCCUCCCCAAGUCCURCCAAGACUGCCCUCUCAAUCUCAACUUCAAACACAAUCUCAGUCUCGAUUAUGCCCCCAGACUCAACUGCAACCGCAGACCAGGACUCCAACACAAGCUCAGAGUCAACCCCAGACCAGGACUCCAACACAAGUUCAGAGUCAACCCCAGACCAGGACUCCAACACAAGUUCAGAGUCAACCCCAGACCAGGACUCCAACACCACAUCAGAGUCAACCCCAGACCAGGAUUCCAACACAGCCUCAGUCUCAACCCCAGACCAGGACUCCAACACUACAUCAGAGUCAACCCCAGACCAGAACUCCAAUACCACAUCAGAGUCAACCCCAGACCAGGACUCCAACCCAACAUCAGAGUCAAACCCAAAUUAGGACCGUGACACAAAUUCAGAGUCAAAACCAGAACAGGACUCCAAUCCAGCCGCAGUUUCGAUCCCAGACCAGAACCCCAACACAGUCUCAAUCUCAUCCCCAAACUAGGACCCUGGCACAGCCUCAGUCUCAAGCCCCGACCAGGAGCCCAGCCCAACACCACACUCACCUGCAGUCUAGGCAUCAGACACUUCCACAAACACAGACCAGAGACCCCUUGCACCAUCAACUCCAAACUCAGUACAGAGCCCAAGCCAGACCGUCUUCCUCCCAGUCUACAUCACCUAUGUCCCAGUCCCAAGCCCAUCACCACUUACAACAGAUCCAACCCCACCUACAUCCCCUGUCCCACCCUCAGCAUACCAGGCUGCAUGUGCAGAACCUCACACCCCAGACAAGCCUGGUCCCAGUCCAGCAGAACCAGAACGAACAGCCCGAAGAUCUGAGCACCACACGUCCCAGCCGAGAAGGUUCCUUCCAAAGAAGGGAGUCCAGCACAGWGGAUGUCCGGACGGUGGGGAGGAGGGAGCUGGCCACACCAUCAGAGAGCAGAGAGGUUCUAGGAGGAGACAGGGGGUCAAACAGCACCUUGAGACCUCCAGUACCCUCUGGAGUAUCGGGGUCUAGUCUGGUACCUGGGUCAGAUGGCAGGGCUAGGCUGCGAGCAGAGCCAGAGGUGGCAGGUGAAGGUCGGGAGCUUAGAGACAUUGUGACCCAGUCCACCGUUCCCUGUCCCAGCUGCGAGGAGACUGUAGAGUCCCGGACUGCUGUCAGUGAAAGAGUCAGCUGAUUGGUCGGACUGACAAAGACCUGAUCUUUAGUCUGACAGACUGACCCUGGACCAGAUGGAGGACUAGAACCAGGCACCUUAAUGGGGUGUCAGUGAAGAUAUGGCCGUAGGAACCAGCCCAGUGCUGAGGGACAGCUGGAAAGAACAAAUAAGUUUUUUUAGGAAAACCAACGAAAAGGACAAAAAAGACAAACGUGUGUAUG